Molecule: messenger RNA, 1167 nt
Organism: Prorocentrum cordatum
Lineage: Eukaryota; Dinophyceae; Prorocentrales; Prorocentraceae
Source: the annotation of a GenBank genome assembly
AUGAAGCACCGGUCGUGGGGAAGGCCCCCAGGGUCGAGCACGCAUUUCCCUCCGGGCCCCUGUCUCGCAUGCCAGGAGUCAAGGGCGUUAAAAACGCCCCUGCCCUGGUUUACGAGGCGCCGUGCGCUGGACCUCCUGUGGGCUGACAGGGUAAGCCCUGCACAUCGCGCGUGUUGCGCGGCGUCCUGGCGGGUCUCUGGCCUCUGGGAGCUCCCAGGAGGUUUACGGACCACGCACUUGUAUCCCAGGGUAGGGGCGUUUUUGCACCCCUCAAAGGAGGAGGACCAGGUGCCGCAGCCCCGCUACCCUGGGUUCGACAAGUACCCCGACUGCGUGCGCGUCACCUUCUCCUUCGAUGAGCGGGAGCUGCUGACAGGCAGCCAGGAGCUCGGGCUGCGGUACGCCAGCGCAUGCCAGGAGCUGGGCGAGGCCCUGGGCAUCGACCCCGCCGUCCUGGCGGAGGCGUACGCGGACCCGCGGCUGCGCAGCGCGACCGGGAGGGAUGUCGCGGCCGUGGGCGCGCUGCCAGAGGACGAGUGGCCCGUCACGUUCGAGUUCCCGAAGCAGAGAAGGAGGUACAACCUCCUCUUCGGUCUCGGUGGCUCCGGCAAGACGACGCUGCUGCGCGCCCUCGGGAGGCGCUCGGGGCAGCCUCUGGAGGCCACGGCGGGCCAGGGCUGCCGCGUGGAGUCGCUGGCGCUCGACGACUUCACCUGCUUCACGUCGUGGGACAUCACUGGGCUCAAGGAGGCGUCCCGCAAGCUGCUGGAGGGGUACUGCCGGGACGUUCUCAGCGUGUGUUUCGUCGUCGACGCGAGCGACCCCAGCCGCAUCGACGAGGCACGGCAGGCGCUCGCCGACCUGCUCGGCGAGUCCUCGGCACUCUCUGGCGCGACGCUGCUCGUCUAUGCCAACAAGCGGGACGUGGAGGGCGCGCUGCCAGCCACCGAGGUCGCGGAAAGGCUGAUGCUGUCGAGCUUGCGCAUAGCGAGGUGCUUCGUGCAGUCGUCCUGCGCCGUCACUGGGGACGGCGUCUUCCAGGGCAUCGCCUGGCUCUCCCAGGCCAUCGGCGGCGCCAGGCCCUCGGCCGACGGCGCGGAGGAGCCCACGCCCACCGGCGGCGCGGGGCCCUCGGCCGGCGACGCGGAGGAGUCCACGUCCAUCUGA